AUGUAUUAGUUCCCGCGAAAACCUUUGAAUUUCCAUUUUCUUUCGGACAGAGCUCACCUGGGCGAAGUACGAAGUCUCGGCGGGCACUUCAAGCUGAACUUCUUUCUGAUUUUCCUCAUUUAGCACAUUAUGUCUCGCAGCAAAACAAAGGCUAAAGAAAGUCAGGAGAAAGGGGAGAACAAUGCGGGUAAAGAAAAAACAACAAAAAAGGAGAAAAGUACUCAGAAGAAGAGGAAAGCUGGGAGUAAGAAUAAUGAGGAAGACACUGAGCAACUUGAAUUGAAAGAAGAACAGGAGCCUAAAAGAAAGAGAGGAAAGAAGGAAGUACCAAGAGAGAAAUCCACAGGCACAGGAGUAAAAGUUGAGAAGGAAGCCCAGGUUGUGGAAAAGAGAUGGUCAUCUGAAACAGAUGAUGCCAAACAAGAGGGUGAAGAAUCAGACAAUGAAAAGACAAAAAGUAAAACCACUUCCAAAGCCAAUAACAAAGGAAAUUCCAAGGAUACAAAAAACACAGGAAAAGUAAACAAAAGUGUUGUCAAGAGAGAGAAAACUGAAGAAACAGUUGAUAACAAAGUAAAGUUUGAGAAGAAAGAAAAAACUAUAAACAUUGCUCGUAAAUUGCAUAGGAAAAAAAAUGAGCAUUUUUCGCCGACCACAAAAGAUGAAGCAGUCCCCCGCCCAGUGAAGUAUGAGUCUUUAGGUGAAGGCCCAGCCCCAGUACCUUCAACUGGACUAAAAUAUAUGGGAUGCCAUGUCUCUGGAGCAGGUGGAGUAUGGCUAGCCUUUCAGAAUGCAGUUGAGUGCAAUGCCAAGUCUUUUGCUCUCUUCCUUCGUAAUCAGCGUCGGUGGGUUGCCAAGCCAUUGGAUGAAUUGACAGUGACCAAGUGGAAAGAGGCAGCCAAGGAUACCCCACCACAUCUAAUUUUACCUCAUGGAUCCUACCUCAUGAACCUGGGUUCUCCCAACCCUGAGACAUUAGAGAAGAGUCGCAACAUGCUUCUUGAAGAAUUGCAGAGGUGUGAGAGACUUGGAAUACCGCACUACAACUUCCAUCCAGGAUCCACCACUGGUAAAAUUAGCCGUGAAGAAUGCUGUAAGCUCAUUGCUGAAAGUAUCAACAAAGCACAUGAACAAACUAAGGGAGUGAUAUGUGUUUUGGAAAAUAUGAGCUGUCAGGGCUUUACAGUUGGAGGAGAUCUACAUGAACUACGUGUUAUUAUAGAAAACGUUAAGGACAAGUCAAGGGUUGGUGUUUGCAUUGAUACAUGUCAUACUCAUGCAGCAG
Molecule: messenger RNA, 1285 nt
Organism: Penaeus monodon (black tiger shrimp)
Lineage: Eukaryota; Metazoa; Arthropoda; Malacostraca; Decapoda; Penaeidae
Product: probable endonuclease 4
Biological process (GO): base-excision repair
Cellular component (GO): nucleus; mitochondrion
Molecular function (GO): phosphoric diester hydrolase activity; DNA-(apurinic or apyrimidinic site) endonuclease activity; zinc ion binding
Source: RefSeq, a predicted model, not a curated record